Chara braunii is the source of this 7144-nucleotide messenger RNA. NCBI's taxonomy places the organism in Eukaryota, Viridiplantae, Streptophyta, Charophyceae, Charales, Characeae. The record is from the annotation of a GenBank genome assembly.
GCCGUGGUUGGGCUUGUGGUCGGGCGGCCAUAGGUUCUUCGCUGGGCGAUCCUGAAUGAGAAGUAUUUGGCCUCGUCGGGCGGAGCGCCGUGGCGGCGAGAGGAGAAGGGAGGGGUUUACAGGAACGCGCAAACGUGCUGGGAUGGGACGACGACGAGUGCAACGCUAUUUGCACUAAUCUUUACAGGGGGGUAGGGUUAAUGAGUAGAUUAGCCACGGUCUCGCAGAGAGGAGUUGGGCCAGCCAUUAUAGUUUUCGGGGUGACUGAGAACGAAGGGGAAUCUCCGUCCUUUGGCAAAGGUGGUGGAUAUGGCGAGAAUGCUGUGUAGAUUCUCUUAGGGUCAGUAUCGCAUUAUGAAUAACAAAGGAAGCUUUCAUUGUGACAGGGUUGCUGUGGCUGGCUGGGCAUUUGGUCAGUCGUGAUGCCGGCGUUGUGCUUGUUGAGCCCAUCCAUGAAGAGAGGCCGUCCGAAGUAGAUCGAUGUUUUUGCUUUGAAGGAAGCAAUACCACAGUGUGAAGUUGUAAAGUGGGAAUCAUAUCAUUAGAGCAGCCGAUUUGCAUUUGUUUGUUGAUAGUUUGAAGUAUGUUGAUAGUUUUGAAGUACUAGUAAGGAAUCAGUCCGUCUCCGUUAGAUGAUAACGCGCAGUGCGUGUGAGCGGAAAUAGAUCAAGGGUUGAACGAGAUAGCCUUUAGAAAGAGUACUUUCGGGAAGAGAUCGAGUAGUCUGAGACCGAUUUAAUCCAGUAAAUGACUAGCACAGCCAUGAAAUCACUUUUUUCGUGGAAAUACUUCGCCUUGACCUCUCGUUUCUACAAUACUUGCAGAUUUAACUCAGGGAUAAUCUCGAUGUUGGCAGCUUAUAGACAGUGGUGAUCGAUAGAUCGUUUUUUUUCAAAUAAAGGUGCGCAGACGAUUUGUUCUCGUUUCUUUUUUUAAUACAUAAAGGUGCGCAGACGCUGACCAGGUGGUGUUUGCUUGGGCUGUGAAAGCGGUCGCCACCUUUUUUCGCAGGUGACUUGGCCCGAAAAGGAGAUCGAUCUCUCGGCAAUUUCUACGAGUGCAUUUGAGUGCGUUUGAUAGUUACGCGCCCUCGCGAGCGAGACACACACACACACACACACACACACACACACACACACACACACACACGCACGCAGAGAGAGAGAGAGAGAGAGAGAGAGAGAGAGAGAGAGAGAGAGAGAGAGAUGGGGAAUGUACAUGGCUGUCUGUGUAUCGUGUGUAUUGGACAGUCGGAGGUGGGAUUGAUUGAGAAAUGGGGGAAGUACGUCAGACCGGCACCUCCUGGGCUUCACGUGAUCAACUAUUGUGAGGGAGAGUGGCUGAAGGGCACGCUUUCUAUGAGAAUACAGCAGCUUGAAGUGAAAUGCUUGACGAAGACGAAGGACAACGUCUUUGUGCAUGUGGUGUGCUCCAUCCAGUACAGAGUAUUGCAAGACAACGUAGACGAUGCUUUCUAUGAGCUGCAAAAUCCAAAGGAACAGAUUCAAGCUUAUGUGUUUGACGUGGUGAGAGCCAGCGUGCCUAAGAUGAACCUAGAUGAAGUUUUCGAGCAGAAGGAUGACAUUGCACGCAUUGUGGCUGAAGAGCUGGACAAGGUUAUGGGCAAUUACGGCUACUGCAUUGUCCAGACUCUCAUCACCGACGUCGAGCCUGACGAAACGGUGCGGAAGGCAAUGAAUGAAAUAAAUGCAGCCAAUAGAAUGCGGAUGGCAGUGGGGGAGAAGGCAGAGGCAGAGAAGUUCUUGCAGGUGAAGAGAGCGGAGGCUGAUGCAGAAUCUAAGUAUUUGUCAGGUGUAGGCAUUGCGCGGCAAAGACAAGCAAUUGUGGAGGGAUUGCGGGAAAGCGUUUUGGCAUUUUCACAUAAUGUGCCUGGAGCGACACCGAAGGACGUCAUGGAUAUGGUGCUGCUCACACAAUACUUUGACACAAUGAAGGAUAUCGGAGGCUGCUCAAAGAGUACAACGGUGUUCAUACCUCAUGGACCGGGCUCUGUCAACGAUGUGGCAACUCAAAUCCGGAACGGUUUGCUUCAGGGUCAAUCAGGUAAGGACUCGGGGUGGUACUUCCACCCAACCGUACACGAAGGAGGAGGAGAAGAUGGUCGUCGUCCUGAGGGAAAGAAAGGAGAAGAAAGAGGUCAAGAAGAAGGCCGUACAGGAGGAGCAGGCGGCCAACUUGAAGAAGAUAGAAGAAGAGAUGGUCAGAGAGAAGGAGAUAAUAAAGAAGGAAGAAGAGGAGAAGUUGAAGGAGGUGGAAGAGGAAAGAGGAGGAAGAUGAAACACCACUGCAGAGGAAGAGAGGGCAGUACAGUUGGCAGCGGAGAUGAUGAGAUGGAAAAACGGAUUUUAGAGGAAGAUGUCAUAAAGCGGCAGGCGAUGGAAGAUGAGCAGAGGAUGGAGUGGAAAUUGGCAGUGAUGAGGGAGAAGAAGAGAAGAGUGGACGCGGCAGCAGAGGCGGCAGAAGAGUUAGAAGAGGUGAAAAAGAUAGAAGAGCAAUUAGCCGCCCAGACUGAAAUCCCAAAGCAAAUGCAGGUUAUAGCCCGAAAUGUUGCACGCCUAGCACGAAUCCAAGCUGAACAGUAUGACUUCAGCAGGAGUCAUCACAUAGUCGUGCGAUCAAUACGAUUGGGAUUUCGGGACUUUGCCCGUGAGUUGGUAGGCGCUGUAGGAGCCGAGGUGGGCUAUCGUCUCGACAAGACUGAGCGGUUUUGCGUUGGCGCCAUUGAGGGCGUCAAGGCAGCAGCUCCCAAGGAAGAGGAACCACGUCCGCCCGGGGCCAUGCUCCAUUUGAAGGAGCACGAGUGUAGGCUCCCUAGUUCUUCAGGCGAGGCCAGGACUGCCCGCCUGUUCCAUGUGUCAGGAGUAGAGAAUCCCUUGGCACAUUGCUACCUUAGUGCCCCUGCGUUCGCCAGAUUAGUGAAGAAGGAGAAAUUGGAGGAACAGGUUUUUGUUGCCUAUGUUAGGCCAACGACUGAGCCUACAGAAGAAAAGCCGAUGGACCCUGUGAUUGCCAAGCUGCCGAUAGGAGUGGUACCGCGGCCCAUCCAGCACCGCAUUGAGAUAGAGCUUGGCAAUAGAACGCCUAAGGGCGCUGUGUAUAGGAUGUCCGCACGGGAAUUAGAGGAGCUUCGCAAGCAAUUAGACAAGCUCCUCGAGAAGGGUUGGAUUAGGCCCAGUUCGUUUCCUUUUGGAGCGCCUGUUCUCUUUGUUCCCAAGAAAGAGGGAGAGCUGAGAAUGUGCAUAGACUAUACGGGCCCGAAUGCUAUUACAGUGAAGAAUGUUGAGCCACUGCCUAGGAUAGACGAUCUCUUAGAUCGAGUGCAGAGGGCGAAGUAUUUCUCCAAGAUCAGAUUUGAAGUCUUGGAGAAGCUGAGGGAAGCUAACUUCAAGAUCAAUGCAAAGAAAUGCGAUUGGGCAAAGACCCAAGUUUUAUACCUAGGCCACGUCUUAGACGGAGAUAACGUUAAACCAGAAGAUUGUAAAAUCGAAGCGAUUAGAGAUUGGCCCACGCCAUGUACGCUAACAGAGUUGCGCUCGUUCUUGGGCUUAGCUAAUUACUACAGGAAGUUCGUGAGGAACUUCUCCACCAUCGCUGCGCCCCUUCGCAGAUUGUUGAGGAAAGAGACCAUUUGGAAGUGGGACAAGGACUGCACGUCUGCCAUGAAGAAGUUAAAGCAGGCGUUGAUAGAGUACCCGGUCCUUAAGGUAGCCGAUCCGUCCUUGCCCUUUGUCGUCACUACGGAUGCUAGCCAGUACGACAUAGGCGCGGUGUUGCAGCAAAACGAUGGCAACGGUUAUAGACCCGUAGAGUUCAUGUCCGCCAGGAUGCCUUUCGAGAAGGUCGCGAUGUCUACCUAUGAGAGGGAACUCUACGCUCUCAGGCAAGCCUUAGAACACUGGAAGCACUACUUGCUUGGGAGACACUUCAAAGUCUAUUCCGAUUAUGAGACGUUGAGAUGGUUAAAGACACAGGCCAAGAUGAUACCUAAGCUUACUAGGUGGGCCGCAGAGAUAGAUCAGUAUGACUUCGAGCUCAAGCCAGUCAAAGGAAAGUAUAACGUAGUUGCGGAUGCUCUAAGUAGGCGAGCUGAUUACUUUGAGGCAAUAGUGCGUUACCUAGACAUAGGGAAGGACCUGCAGCAGAAGAUUAGAGAAGCCUACGCACAGGACCAUAUCUAUAGUGACCUCCUCAAGAGGGUCAAGGAGGCCCCAGAGACUGAGCCGAACUACCGCACUACUGAAGGGUUGCUUUUUGAGAAGACUAAUGCAUUUUAUCGCCUGUGCAUUCCCAAUAGUGAAGAGAUCCGCAGUCUGAUUUUGGGAGAAUGCCAUGACACAGAGGGUCAUUUUGGUUGGCAGAAGACUUUGGCCAACCUGAUGCGCGCAUAUACCUGGCCAGGAAUGAAGAAUGACUGCGUGGAAACGAGUAUUCCUCACAAUGAAGAAGAAUAUGGAACAAACAGAUGGUUAACCAUGAAGCUAAAUCUGUCCAGUGCACGAUCGUCUCGCAGUGGUCUUGGUCUGCAGAAGUGUCAAACAAAGCUCUCUUCCAAUAGUGCCUCCUACUGGGAUAUGGGGUCCGAAUGGAAAUUGGCAUUUCCCCAGACUUUGCAUGUCAUGACCAUUCAGUCUUCUCAGCUGCGUCAAUCACAGCCGUGUAAUUGAAGCUCGAUCUGCUGUUGGCAGUUCUCGAGUAUGCAUGUGAGGACGUGAGCAUAUGUAGCGGUAUCUCGCUUGGUCGCUUGCCUGCGGACUUUCUGAGCAGGUAACCUACCUGGCAACCGUAGAGAGUCUCAGAGAGUACCUUGCGAGCGACACUUGAAAUCGACUCUGCGAGCAUUUCAAUCAAGUGCUGAUGAAGGAAGAAGUCUACUGAUGAAGAGAGAACGGGGCACCUGAGUGAGCUUCGAUGUGUGGAUCCUAGAAUUGCCUGCAAUAGGCUUCUUUCUACAAGGGAAUGCGUCUAUGGGCGGAUUCGACUGGAUUUUAUUCGGGUAUAAAGCAGGGUACCAUACGAGUGGAAAUGAAGGCUUCUUUCUACAAGGGAGUGCCUCUAUGGGCGGAUUCGACUGGAUUUUUUAUUCGGGUAUAAAGCAGGGUACCAUAUGAGUGGAAACGAAGGAGGGUUUGAAAAGGGCACGGAAGAGAGUUUGAGCAGACGAGGAUGUGUUUUGCUGCGUACGGGAACUUCGCGCAAAGUGGCGGCAACAGUCAACGAUGCGCCUUGCCAUUUUACACCAGGUUUGUGGAGUUUUUCCUUGACUUCAAACAAGGCUGUGUGCGCCUCUCUGGUCAGAGUUUGGGUGUUGUUUGGGAUUCUUUGGCUUUUUUUUUUUUUUUUUUUUUUUUUUCCCUUCACCUAAUUUGCAGAGCCCAUUGGAAGAGGAAGAGGAAGCUGCGUAAACUUCUCGAGUCUAAGAAGAGUUGGACUCGUUCAGGGUGAUGAAAAGAAGGGGUCUCAUGUGGUGCGCACCCCUCGUAUGGGAUGGUAACAGCGAUUGUACAGGAGAGAUUUUCUGACUUUGCCGCAGCUUUUAGCUGAAGAUUUAACUGAGCGCGACCUGGAGUGACUCUCCCUAAGGGUUGGUUGGUUGGUUGGUUGGUUGCAAUAUAGUUGUUGUUCAAACAGAAACAUAGGAAUAAGCAUAGUAGUACGAUAUGGACGUCCAUGAACGCUGCACUCGGUAAUGCCAAGGAGAGAAGUGUUUACGGAAAAUUAGUGAUACAAAUUCUUUCUUAUCGGUGGAGACCAGCGGAGAGACUCUGAACUGGGAGUAGUAAAUAUUUUGAGGGACGAUGGAGAGGAAAGGUUCAGGAGACAAUUAUUUAAAAGCGGAUAUGGAGUUAUGGGGGAACACACAGGGAGGGGAGCAUAGAGAGGAGGUGAAAUGUCAGGGGGGAAAGAUGGCAUGCCAGACCAUGUGAUAGGUUCAGAUUUAUGGAGAUGAAUAAAAUGGCGGAGAGGAGAAGAAAAGAGUGGUAAAAUGUUGAUAGCGCCCUUGUGGUGCUGGUCGAACCACUCGUAUAACAGACUGGGAAAAAGUAUUGCUGGCAUUGAUGAAUGGAAAGAUGGGGAGCAAAGUCAUGCAAAGACUUUGUGACGAGUCGAGGAAGAGAUGGGCGGAAAGAGAGAUCCGUAGAGCGAGGUAGAAUGUAAAGACUCCUACUCUACGUGCUGGAAGUGGUAACAUUGUGGUUGUAUGCACUGGGUCAUGGAGCAUUUCAUGCUGAGAUUGGAUGAAGUACUGGGGGCUUCAUUGUCACAUCAACCCACUUAACCUUUUGGUUAAUUGUCUGCUUCCAGUGCAAUGUUGAUAACGCCCUUGUGGUGAUCUGGUUAAACCACUCAUUUAACAGAACGGGAAAAGGACUGCUGGAGAUGAUGAAUGCAAAGACUUUGUGGCGAGUCCAGGAAGAGAUGGACACAGAGAGAUCCAUAGAGAGAGGUAGAAUGCAAAGAGUCCUACUCUACGUGCUGGGUGUGGUUUUAUGCACGUGGCCAUGGAGCAAUCCGUGCUGGGAUUGCACGAAGUACUCAGGGACUGGGCUGGGCUUCAUUGUCACCCCUCCUGCUUAGCCUUUUGGUUAGUUGUCUGCUUCCUUUGCGAGAGGUUGCCAGUUAAGUCUGUCUGAUUUGGUUACACUCGUCCAUGAGACUCGUGCCGGUAGCUGAUCGUCUGCGUCAUUGUCCAGGGCAGGGUGCAGCCUAUUGGUUUUAGUGUCUUGGCUUCGGUUUCAACCCAACCCACUUUUAGCCCAAGGGCUAAGUGUCUGUUUUCAAUUGGGAAGGUCCCGGGUUCGAUUCCAUGGGGAUCACAUGGAUUUAGCACCUGCAGCCAAUGGUUUAUGUUGCAAAUGUGUCUGUGUCCACAUGAUAAAGUGGUUGUCCUGCAUCGCGGUGGGGCGAAGGACUUGGCAGUGCUUCAUGUGCACCCACCCACCCACGGUGGAAGGCUGUGAGUUGAAGUCCUUUGCAGAUUGACUGACAUAGAUUCAUGUAAUUUUCAUCAAGUUAAUUGCAGAUUUGUCGUAUCUAGAGUCUUUCUGCUGUGCUCUUUGUUUUUCUCUCUUUUUCAGUUUCUUUUUGUUCAAACCUUCUGCACCAAUGAAUAUGAUUUUGUCAC